Messenger RNA from Hypanus sabinus (Atlantic stingray), 3376 nucleotides. RefSeq names its product centromere protein N (gene cenpn). Lineage: Eukaryota; Metazoa; Chordata; Chondrichthyes; Myliobatiformes; Dasyatidae. The transcript has 13 exons. The record is from RefSeq and is a predicted model, not a curated record. The coding region runs from base 1857 to 2912 and encodes 351 amino acids. Gene Ontology annotation, biological process: CENP-A containing chromatin assembly; chromosome segregation.
UUCUCAGAGCUAAACGAUUUUAAUCUCUUCCCCUUCCUUUUUUGAGAUCAAUUUUACUCUCUCUUGCCAAGUCACAGGAUGGAAGAGGUGGACUGUUUCAGGAGAGAUAGCAUAGACAGUUUGCUUUCCUUGAAACAAAGAAAACAAAAAUUGCCGAAGAAAGUGCACUAAAUUAAGAGAACCAUAGAUAUGGUCUGCUUGCACUUACCCUAUCUAUGUGUGUGUUUGCGUCCUUAACUCCUGGUGGAGUUGUUGGGGUGCCGUCAUUUUACUUUGGUGAUUGCUCAUCACAUGGAGUGUCUUGGGCAUCUGAAGUCUGGCACAGCCCAUCCCUCUCCAGCUUUUUUGGAUCUGGAUUCGAACUCGGGAGCCUUCUCUCUGAAGUCCAGCACUGAUGCCACUAAACCACCAGCCAGCCUACCCUAUCUAUACUUCACGUAAUUUUGUGUAGCUCUAUCAAAUCUCCCCUCAUUCUCUUAUGCUGCAGGGAAUCAAGUCUGAAACUUUAACCACAGUCGAAGUGUCUGAAACUAGCAGGCAUUGGUUUAAGGUUAGAAGAGGAUCUGAAGAAGAAUUUCCAAUUACCAAUUUUUAUCAAUGCACCAUUGAAACCAUGCUGCCUUGGUAUGCCAACUGUUCUGCAGGUCAACACAAGAAACCAGAGAGUGUGGAUGUGGUGAACUAUGUGCCUGUCUGGACAUGCCCCCUGCUGACUGCUCCUGUGGCUCCUCCCACAGGCCCCUGUAUAAAGGCAAUCUGAGGCCUGACGCUCGGCCUCAGUCUCCAGGACAUUGUAUGAUGGACACUCACUCCUGGUUCCUUCUUCCAGUCAAUAAAAGCCGAUAUCUCGCCUUACGUCUCAGUGUGAGUUAUUGAUGGUGCAUCAGUGGACAAAACUCAUCACAUCACAGAAAGCAGCCUCCUCCACCAUGGAUUCUGUCUCUCAUUCUCUUCGCCUUGGUAGAGCAACCAGUAUUAUCAAAGACCCAAUCCACCCCGGACAGUCUCCCUUCUGCUCUCUUCCAUUGGACAGAAGAUACAAAGGCCUGAACUCCAGGUUCAAGGACAGGUUCAAGAGUGCAACGUCUUUUCCACUCUCCCACACAGGUGUUGUGUCAUGGUCGGAUGUGAUGGGCAACCACCACCACCAUCAUUUCAACGCAAUGUGCAAAAAUGUGGUCUGUAUGAACAGUAUGCAAGACCAGAUUUUCACUGUAUCGCAGUAAAUGUGACAAUAAAAACAAAAACAAUUCUAUGUAUGUUUUUUAACCCGAGGUGAUUGAAAUCUGGAACACAAUCCCUAAGAAGCUGGUUGAAACUGAUAUUCACACAGCAUUUAAGAAGCAUCAAGACAAGCAUUUGAAUCACUAAGGCAAGGAGAAACUGGGGCACCUGGAGGAAACCCAUGCGGUCACAGGGAGAAUGCAUGAACUCUUUACAGACGGUGGCGGAAAUCGAACCCCAAUCAGCAAUUGCUGGCACGAUUCUACCACUCAGCUGUGACUGGACAAUUCUCCGAGCAGCCCUCGCGCCUUCGGGAUGUGAGAGGAAUCCAGAAGACCCAGUGAAACCCACACAGCGGAAUGAAGAAGGGGCAGCGUCGAGCAUGGGCUCAAGGAUUGGGGAUGUGAACUGAGGUCAGAUGUGUCUGAUGAGACCAGUAACAAUGAGCCUUUCAGCCUCCACCCAUGAAGUAAGCCUCCAAACAUUUGAAAGAAUAUCCUCUCGUGGAGGUAGUGUGUGGUCACUCGAGUCUCCUCCGAAGGGAUUGUCCAUUGUUAAGCCUCAGGCACCAGUAGAGGCCGAUCCGGGAUCCACAUAGUCUGGUGCAGUGUAGGCGAGAGUAAGUCAAGGCUAUGGUUCUGGAGAUGGAUGGGGCGGAAUACAUAACUAAGGUGCUUUCAAGGAUUCGAAUGGUUGAUUUCCCCGAGUUGUUGAAGACCUGGGAUCUUCUGUCCGAAGAACAACUUCAAAGUGUAGAUUUCAACAGCAGCACAAAAAAAGAUGUGAUUUUGCAGUUAGCUACACUUUGUGAGGAAAAUGGUGUAACCCUCAAACAAGUGGCAGAUUUAGAUAUUAUUUGUAAUUGUGCAUUCCCUAAGAAGAGAAGAUGGUGUACCUACCAAAUGUUUAGUUCAAAAGAUGCAGAAGAAGCCAAGUUAUUUGACUUGCAAGUCUUCAGAGAGACCUUUGGAAGAAAUCUUGAAAUGCUCAUGAGAAAUGUCAUGAUUAACAUCUUAGAACAUGAGGAAGCAGUCUGGAUCAGAAUUGCUUGGGGUAAACAUCAUUCCCCACCUAACCAGCAAAGACCUUCGUACGUAGUCUACUACCCACAGACUCCAUAUGUUUUCAUGUCUAGCCUUGCUGCACAGUACAGAGUGUAUGUUUCUCAGGCUUUGGUUCUUGCAACUGAACAUAACAUGCUCAAGGAGCUGGAUCUUCGAGGCUAUUGCUUGAACUCCCUCCGAGACAUAGCUCUUAAAAGAUAUAAUCCGAAACUUUCUGCACAUUACAGAAAACCUUUACAACAGCUGAACUCCAACCAGAAUUCUGUAGCUCAAGAUCAGAGGAUCACUGUAGAAAAUUUGAGAGAGAAAGAAGAGGCCAAGAAAUUAACAGCAGUAGUAUUUGGAGAAGGAUCAUUACCAAAACUACAGGAGGUUCAAUACAGGUUACAAACAGUCUUUAAGAAUGAACACAACAUGGGACUUUUAUCAGAUAGAAAUAAACCAUUCCGAUGUGUGGCAAAAUUUUCCGGUCCGAAUAUUCUUGAAUCGUUGAGAGCACUACCAGAAUUGGGGAUUGCUGAUGUCCCCAUUUCAACUAUGUUCAGCAGUAUUGCAGAAAAGGGGAAGAAUUACUUCAAGAUCACAGACAAAAGGACUGUUGGGCAUAAUACAUCAGCCCUUUAACUCUGUAGUACAAAUCAAAGGGUAUUAUGUAAAUAUUUGUAUGUUUCCUAUGGAAAAAUCUUUCUGCUCCUGUGUUUAUAAUGUACCUUUUGGAUACCCCUGAUAUGCUAACCAAAACUUUGCAUAGACUGAAUGGUGUGGCAUUGUGAGCAUCUUGAAAUGAAUUCCAUUAACCAGACAAAACCUUUAACAGAUUUAUUGACAUGAUGCUUCUUGGUAUGCUCGUUUAUUAUUUACAAGCAGUGCUAUUUUACCCCCCCUCCAACUUUUGGAAGGCGGUGGUGGGGUUCUCUGUGUGAGCACGGUGGGAGAGAUAACUGAGAUUAGCAGUUAAUAGCUCAUUGAAAUAACUCUUUGGACUUGUAGGUGUGUAACAGCACUUGUUCCAGUAUCUCGGGGCUAUCAUCAUGUGAGAUAUAACAUUGUCAAAGGAGUUUUAAAAAUAAAAUACUGACAAAACUUCA